CGUUUCAUUGCUGCUGGUAAAACUUUCUAUUUCCCUGUAAAAAUCUUGUUUUAGUAAUCUCAAUACAAUUCAUUCCUGACCGCAAUGCGGUGAUCUUCAGGUAUAUAACUCAGUUUAUGUCUUGAAUUUGGUCAGGUAGGGUUCAUCCUGGGACCAACACUUUGGGGAAGUAGUUCAUUCUUGACAUCAGUUUAUUCAAUAAAAAGUAUCCAGACCAGCUCGACAUUUGCUUUCUUUGGAUGCAUUUUUUAUAUAUUUUUGAUUGGAAUAAAGAUGGACCUGGGGAUAGUGAAGAGAGCAGGAAGGAAACCUGUGGUCAUAGGCUUCCUUACUUUCUUGUUUCCAGUAACGUUGAACCUGAUUGUGGCUGGAAUUCUUAGCGGAAAAAGGGAAUUGAACCCGGUUCUACUUAAGUCUAUUUGGCACGUUGCAAUUUUUCAAGCUGUUACCUCCUUUCAUGUCAUUGUCUGCCUUUUGGCUGAUCUGAAACUCGUUAACUCGGAGCUUGGCCAGUUAGCUAUAUCUUCAUCAAUGAUCAGUGGCAUGUGUAGUUGGGGCCUGGUUAUUGUGAUUUUAUUUAUAACAGAACUAAAACAUGAGCCGUUUUGGAUUCUGCUGUGUCCUAUAUCGUUGAUUGUACUCAUAUUCUAUGUAUUGAGGCCCCUUAUGGUUAAGAUGAUUGCGAAAACCCCUGAAGGAGAACAGGUCAAAGAGGGAUACGUGUUGUCUAUCUUUAUCAUGGUAUUAGGAACUGCAUUCCUUAGUGAAGUUUUAGGGUACCAUGUGGUAUUUGGGGCUACCGCUUUGGGCAUCGCAGUGCCUCAUGGGCCACCAUUAGGAACAGCAUUAGAGAACAAGAUUGAAUCAUUUGUUUCUUCGAUCCUCCUGCCAAGCUAUUUUGUGUUAAGUGUCUCACGCGUUGACCUCCUUUCGAUACAUUCUGAAACUGUGUUUGUUAUCAGUAUGUUUGGUUUAACUAGCUUCAUUGGGAAAGUUUUGGGCGGCAUGUUGCCUGCACUCUUCUUCAAAGUUCCUCCUGUUGAAGCAUUUUCACUGGGCCUUGUAAUGAGUUGUCAAGGCAUUUCUGACGUUCUACUCGUACAGCAUGGCCACCUCACUUUCCUUGUUGACCGUCAGAUGUACAGUAUGAUGGUCAUAAACAUGCUUUUUGUGUCAGGAACCUUCACACCUCUAAUCAAAUUCCUUUACGAUCCAUCCAGACAUUACAAAGCCAGCAAUAAAAGAACAAUCCAUCAUACUAGUCUCAAUAUGGAGUUUCGCAUUCUGGCCGGCAUGUAUCACCAAGAUUCCACGCCUUGUAUGAUUAGACUUCUCGAGAUUUCCAAUCCAACAGCCAAGACUCCCAUGUGCUGUUACAUAGUCCACCUGGUCCAGCUCGUUGGCAGUUUAUCCCCACUCUUCAUGUAUCAUGAGCCUGGAGCAACUGCAAAACUCCCCACCAAGGAUUGCGGUCGUAUCAUAAAUGCCUUCAGAUUAUACGAGCAAGAGAGCAAUGGUAAUGUUAUUGUCAACUUAUUCACAUCCAUAUCGCCUUUUGCCUCUAUACAUGAGGAAGUUUGUAGGCUUGCCGUGGAGAAGAGAACAUCCGUGGUGAUUAUCCCAUUUCAUAUGCAAUGGGGAUUUCAUGGCAUAGAAGACAUCACAGAAGCCAGGGCUGUUAACCGUCAUAUUCUUGCGAAGGCCCCAUGCUCUGUAGGUAUCUUGGUUGAUCGAGGCACCUUAAGUGCCUCCAAACACCAUUUUGUAUACAAAAUUGGAAUCAUUUUUGUUCAUGGAAGAGAUGAUAGGGAAGCUUUAGCAUAUGGUUUGAGAAUGGCGAAACACGCAAAAGUUUCUCUCACUGUGAUCCAUUUGAUCGAUCCGGCCGAGGGAGCCGUGCAGUCUCUUGAUAUGGAUCUUGACGAUGAUAUUAUCACUGAGUUCAAAGCCGCAUCCGCUGGAAAAAAGCGUCAUUCCUACAUAACGGAAUUCGUAAAGGACAGUGUAGAAUUGAUUACUGUGAUUAGAUCCGUUCAAAAUUCCUAUGAUCUAAUUUUGGUGGGGAGACACCAUCGCAGCUUCUCACCAAUAUUUAUGGGACUUACUGAAUGGAAUGAGUUUCCAGAGCUUGGAUUCUUGGGAGACGUGCUAGCAUCAUCAGAUUCCCAGUGCCAGGUUUCUGUGCUUGUGGUGCAACAACAAGUGUAUAGAGCUGGAGACAGGAUGAAUAGUGCCAAAAACCUUUUGGAAGAUUCAGCAGAAACUGUAGAAAUAAUUUUUGAGUCUACCCAAGGUUGGAAAGACAUAGAUAUUAGUAGACAUAGGAUGCAACCACGCUAGAUAUCUACUAAAUAUUUCUGUCUAUGUAAUGUAAUGCUAUAGGAACUUUUUUAUUUUGAAGAGAAUAUAUUUGCUAAAUAUGG
Populus nigra (black poplar) is the source of this 2423-nucleotide messenger RNA. Its product is annotated as cation/H(+) antiporter 15-like. The record is from RefSeq and is a predicted model, not a curated record. Gene Ontology annotation, cellular component: endomembrane system; membrane. The coding region runs from base 274 to 2340 and encodes 688 amino acids. Gene Ontology annotation, molecular function: antiporter activity. Gene Ontology annotation, biological process: regulation of pH; proton transmembrane transport. Lineage: Eukaryota; Viridiplantae; Streptophyta; Magnoliopsida; Malpighiales; Salicaceae. The transcript has 2 exons.